GUGGUCCAUGAUUUAUUGGGGGAUGGCUUUUGGGCAUUGGCAUUAAUAGUAGUGCCGGCAAGUAUCUGUCAGCCACCCCUAUAUCUAUUUUUGUUUUUUGUUUCUUCCCCAUUUUUGAGUGAGAAAGAAGGAGACUCAGUGACUGUGAGUGAGGGAGGGAGGAAGAAAAUGAGGGAGAUAAUAAGCAUUCACAUUGGACAAGCAGGGAUCCAGGUUGGGAAUGCUUGUUGGGAGCUUUACUGUCUUGAACAUGACAUUAAACCUGAUGGUACCAUGCCCAGUGACACUUCUGUAGGUGUUGCACACGAUGCUUUUAACACAUUCUUCAGUGAGACUAGUUCCGGAAAGCAUGUGCCCAGAGCUAUUUUUGUUGAUCUGGAACCCACUGUCAUUGAUGAGGUCAGGACAGGGCAUUACAGACAACUUUUUCAUCCUGAGCAACUUAUUUCUGGCAAAGAAGAUGCUGCUAACAAUUUUGCCAGAGGACACUACACAGUCGGGAGGGAAAUUGUUGACCUAUGCCUUGACCGAGUAAGAAAAUUGGCUGAUAAUUGCACUGGUUUACAAGGUUUUUUGGUAUUCAGUGCUGUUGGUGGUGGCACUGGUUCUGGUUUGGGCUCGUUACUUCUUGAACGGUUGUCAGUGGAUUAUGGGAAGAAGUCAAAACUUGGUUUCACUAUUUAUCCUUCUCCUCAGGUGUCUACUGCAGUUGUAGAACCGUACAACAGUGUACUCUCCACACACUCUCUCCUUGAACACACAGAUGUGGCUGUGCUUUUGGACAAUGAAGCUAUAUAUGAUAUCUGCAGGAAAUCCUUAGACAUUGAGAGACCAACAUACACCAACUUGAACCGCUUAAUUUCCCAAAUUAUCUCUUCUUUGACCACAUCCUUGCGGUUUGAUGGUGCCAUUAAUGUGGAUAUUACAGAGUUUCAAACAAACCUUGUGCCAUAUCCUCGUAUUCAUUUUAUGCUCUCAUCUUAUGCCCCGGUGAUUUCAGCUGCAAAGGCUUACCAUGAGCAAUUGUCAGUUCCUGAGAUCACAAGUGCUGUGUUUGAGCCCUCGAGUAUGAUGGCAAAAUGUGAUCCUAGACAUGGUAAAUACAUGGCAUGCUGCUUAAUGUACCGUGGUGAUGUUGUCCCUAAGGAUGUAAAUGCAGCUGUAGCUACCAUUAAGACAAAGCGGACAGUUCAGUUUGUUGACUGGUGCCCAACUGGCUUCAAGUGUGGUAUCAACUACCAGCCUCCGUCAGUGGUACCUGGUGGUGAUCUUGCCAAGGUGCAACGUGCAGUUUGUAUGAUAAGCAACAAUACUGCAGUGGCUGAGGUUUUCUCCCGAAUUGAUCACAAAUUUGACCUCAUGUAUUCCAAGCGAGCAUUCGUCCAUUGGUAUGUGGGUGAAGGCAUGGAAGAAGGUGAAUUCUCUGAAGCUCGUGAGGAUCUUGCUGCUCUCGAGAAAGACUAUGAGGAAGUUGGGGCAGAAGGUGCUGAAGAUGAAGAAGAAGGAGAAGAUUACUAGACUACUUUUAAGGCACUGGUGGAAUUGCUUACCCCUCUGUAUAAGGAGAAGAUUACUAAUCUACUCUUAAGGCACUGGUGGAGUUGCUACCUCACAUGUCAUGUCUAUCUACCUUCUGAUGUUGUAUUGUGUCCAUGUUAAUCUUUCAAAUGGUCUAUGUUGUGUUUUUAUUCUUUUCUGUUUGAUGUGAAGGUAAAUAAUCAAACUUUCCUCUCUACUAUUGAUUUCUGGAUGUCUAUUCGAACUAAACUGUUAUUCUCAUUAAUAAAUAGUCGAGUUUAAGUGGUUUCGUUUGGUACAA
Ziziphus jujuba (common jujube) is the source of this 1819-nucleotide messenger RNA. Its product is annotated as tubulin alpha-3 chain. Gene Ontology annotation, cellular component: microtubule; cytoplasm. The record is from RefSeq and is a predicted model, not a curated record. The transcript is spliced from 5 exons. Gene Ontology annotation, molecular function: GTP binding; structural constituent of cytoskeleton. The coding region runs from base 169 to 1518 and encodes 449 amino acids. Gene Ontology annotation, biological process: microtubule cytoskeleton organization; mitotic cell cycle. Lineage: Eukaryota; Viridiplantae; Streptophyta; Magnoliopsida; Rosales; Rhamnaceae.